UCUAAAUUGACACAGUUGAUGAGUUUUAUAUAAUGCCGGUAACGAAGAACGCUGCAGAUGCUGCAGUGAAUGUGGAGAGUUCCGAGAAACCAUAUAGUAAUGACGAUAGCGUGACGAAUGAAUCAAGUCACGAAGAAGUUUCCAAUAGACCAAGCUAUAAAAGUGAUCCUCAGAAACUUUUUGAACUUGUUCUGCAAAACUAUGAUGCGUGGCUGCAAGUUAUAAACAAACAGUUUCAGGAGCAAUCGAAAGACCAGCAGUACCUGCCAUUUCCUAAGAAUCAAGAUUUUGAUCUGAAUAAGCAAAAACCAAUUUUUAAUUAUAGUUUACUUGAUGCCCUAGAACAAGCAUCAUCAGACUUUAGUGAUAGAAUACAUAAACUUGAAGAAAGUGAAGGGAUACCAGAAAUACCGAAUUUGCAUCAAGAUAGUAAAAAGAAUCAAGCACAAGGAUUACUUAAAGAAUCAGAAAUUAAUUUUUUAAGAAGUCGAUUAACCGAGAUAGUUAUGAAAAGCAGACAAGGGAUGCCACCACCCAAGAAAGAAGGGUUUUCAUUGUAUGACACCCAAGAUGAAGAAGGAUUACAUGAAGGAAACACUGGAGAUAUAUAUUUCAAUGAAGAUGGGAAUCAAGAUGAUUAUGAUUUAGAGGAAAUUGAAAAUGAAGAUUACCAGUAUGAUUAUUCACCAACCAUUGAAGUAGAACUCAACACUGCUCCUGAAUGUGAAAAACACGGUCAAGAAAUAUGUGACUGUCCAAUCGACGAACAACGCUCAAGGUUCAAUAGUACUAACGAUGAGGGACCUUCGUGUGAGUUUACGUUUGAAUACGACAGAAACGGAGAGUUAGUUCCAACUUAUAGUAACGUUGAAGAAAAACUACGCCUAAUGAGUUUGAAUUCACGAAGUCUUGGUCAAAGCGGGAACAUGAAACUACCUUCAAUUAAAGAACUUAAUAUUCAUACAAAUACUGAAGAAAACUCAUCAAACGAAAAGAAAACUAAAAAGAAAAACAAGAAGAAGAAGAAACAGAAACAUUAUGAAGCCAAUGAAUCAGUUAUUAAAGAAAAACAACAAAGUGAUUGUUGUCUAUUUUGUGAAUAUGAAGCAUUAUUUGGAACCAAACCAAGACAAAUGAUAAAAUGGUAUAACGAGAAAGUAAGAAAAGAUGAAGAAAGACGACAAGAGUUUAAAAGAAAAUUAGAAAAUGCAAAACUGAAGGCUUUGAAAAGACAACGUGAAUUAAGACAACGUCAAAUGGAAGAAAAUGGGUUGGCCCGUACUGAUUCUUACGAUGAACACUACUAUUCCAACGAUGAACACUACCACGCUGCCCAAAAUGCAAAGCAUUCUCCCGAUGAGAAUACUUACGACGACUACGAAGAGGGUAUCAAUGAAGACGGAGUUUAUUGUCAGCAUCACCAACUCUCUCAUCCCUGGGAGUACAAGUGUCCCUCCUGCUCAGAACAUGGCCAUUGCUCCGACAUGUGCUCAUCCGAUCCGGUGCCCCCCGAGUACACUAACGAUUAAAUAGCAUACCAAUUGGUAAAUAGCAUUCUAAUACUAACGACCUUUAAAGAUCUACCAGAGUAAACCCUGGUGCACGGGUGUUUUCCCCACGUUAAAAGACCAUCAGCGGAGACCCGCACACUGCGAAAGGGUUGCGAUUUCUUUUUUCUUCCGUCUUUUUUUCUGUUGCUUUUUUUGUUUUUGUUUUUUUCCAGUCG
Hyphopichia burtonii NRRL Y-1933 is the source of this 1726-nucleotide messenger RNA. RefSeq lists its product as uncharacterized. Bases 33 to 1529 code for a protein of 498 amino acids. NCBI's taxonomy places the organism in Eukaryota, Fungi, Ascomycota, Pichiomycetes, Serinales, Debaryomycetaceae. The record is from RefSeq and is a predicted model, not a curated record. The transcript has a single exon.